AAUGCCCCGUGCCCUGCCUCAGCCAUAAGCGAAACCCGAGAGGCUGCAAUCUGUUUCAGCAAAAUCCCGCACGUCCCUCUUAUCUUGAGUUACGGCUCGCUCGAUGUGGUCCGCCCCCAGUGUUUCCGCUCGCGAGAAAGUACUCUAUGGUCAGCAGAAGAUGCAAAACUGAGGAGGCCAUGACACCGAGUAGUCAAGAAACAUCGCUCACGUUCCACAGGCUAUUGCUGCUGUCAUGGGUGAUACAGUGGUCUUCUUGCACGCCAUCUUGCUUUCACAGCACCGGGUACUCUGGACAGGCGACCUACACGUGUUCUGGCCUUCGGUCUUCAGCCGAUCUCGUGGAAAAUUUCAAGCCUAACCGAAGUGCCACCGAAGGAGGCCGGCUAAAGCUUCUUCUUGAAAACAGCGUGUUGGACAGCGUGCCUCAAGGCAUCUUCGCGGGUCUGGGCGUCUCGACUUUGCAGCUGGACAACGUCGAACUGACCGGCACCUGGAGUUCAACGGAGCCGACUCCUCUGCGCGGACUGGAGGCCACCUUGAAGAAAGUGGUGUUCAGCCACAACAGCACCGUUCCCCGUAACUGGGUUUUGUUCCUGGACGGCAUGACGGAGCUCGUCGAGAUGGUUUUCUUCGACAUGAGUGGUCUGAGGUUCACGUCCACUUCCCAAGAAGGCCUGCCCAGAACGCUGCGCAAGUUGCACCUGGUCCGAUCGAGCAUCGCAAGCGCGGACGACUACUGGCUGUCGUCCCUUGUUGACCUGGAGACGCUAUCGCUGCGCCACGUGAACCUUACGGCAUUCGCGAGAACAGUGCUGCCAACGGUGGCCGCCAAGCUGGAGACGCUGCUGCUGGAGGACUGCUCGCUAACAAGCUUUCCUUCGGGCCUUGCUAAAGGACUCCCAUCACUAAAAUACGUCGGCCUACAAAAAAAUCAAAUCGUCCAACUUGGCAGUGAUGAAGUCAGCCCUCUGAUCAACAAAGGCGUUGUCCUUCAGCUUAGAGGCAACCCUUUAAGCUGCGACUGUCACCUGCAGUUCUUGUUUGAAAACUCGAGACGACAUUCCGUUUAUGGACAAUGUGACGCACCAACGGCCCUCAAGGGGCGAAGUCUCAGAGCACUCUCAGAGCGAGAUCUAGCGCCUUGCGCCAGGCGGCAAGCUACUCAGUCGCUCUAGAUCCACGGUGUACAUACCCAUUGAAAUAAAUAGCUAUAAUAUGUCAUCUUUACUGCAUUAUGAAAUUGUUCUAAAAAUG
Rhipicephalus sanguineus (brown dog tick) is the source of this 1257-nucleotide messenger RNA. RefSeq names its product carboxypeptidase N subunit 2. The transcript is spliced from 3 exons. The coding region runs from base 147 to 1178 and encodes 343 amino acids. Gene Ontology annotation, cellular component: extracellular matrix. Lineage: Eukaryota; Metazoa; Arthropoda; Arachnida; Ixodida; Ixodidae. The record is from RefSeq and is a predicted model, not a curated record.